GUUCGAAACAUCAUCUCGUAAACCUGCAAGCCGGCCACUGAGGUGAUGGGGUUCACUACCGCAGAUGAACGCAGCCUUGAUGACUGAGCGUGCCGAAUACGGCUAGCAUCUUACCUGCAUGCGAAGCUGCCAAUGAGAUAAAGCCUCAAUGUCCGAAUGUGUUUGUGACCGAGCGGAAGGAACCGGUGUAUCUAUUGCCCAGCCUUGGUAUACGGAGGCGUAUGGAGGUGGGGAUGCUGACGGCGAGCAUCAGAGCACAGCUCGCAUGACUGCGCAUCCUGAACAUAGUCAAUGUGCGUGGAACCAGACAGCGUCUCAACACAUUCUGGAUCGCCGGCUCGGUUGAAUUUGAUGGGAUGUCGUCUGCGUCAUGUGAAAGCGCUUGUGCCGGCCCGCACA
Baudoinia panamericana UAMH 10762 is the source of this 399-nucleotide messenger RNA. RefSeq lists its product as uncharacterized. The record is from RefSeq and is a predicted model, not a curated record. Bases 149 to 346 code for a protein of 65 amino acids. The transcript has a single exon. Lineage: Eukaryota; Fungi; Ascomycota; Dothideomycetes; Mycosphaerellales; Teratosphaeriaceae.